Molecule: messenger RNA, 2277 nt
Organism: Notodromas monacha
Lineage: Eukaryota; Metazoa; Arthropoda; Ostracoda; Podocopida; Cyprididae
Source: the annotation of a GenBank genome assembly
AUGUCUCUGCGUGUCCUGGUGCUGGUCCUCUUGAUGGUGGCUGAUCCUGACCUUGUUGACGGGAAGUGUUUGGUCCAAGAUGGCCGCUUAGAGUGUACGGAUGCUUGCUCAUCGGACGUUGCUCAAGCGGCGGUGUUCGAUGACUCGUUCGUGAUGACCGGCGGUGUUUUGGACUUGAGCUGCCUAGAUUACUUCAACAUCAAGAGAGUGAAGUUGUUGGAGCCAAUCCAGUGUGAAGGUGACAUCCCUGUUGGGGUUGUCGAUCCUCUUUCUUUCUGCCACUGGGGUCAAUGGGAUGAAGGCAUUCCAGACAUUCCGUUGACGGAUGGCGAGGUUGUGGUCACGACUACGACAAUCCUAUCCACGACUUCUCCUCUGCUAUCUUCUUCCGUAUCUUCGGCAGCGACAUCUGCCGUUCCCGUCGUUCCUGUCAUCAUCUCUACUUCGACUGCGAAAGAACAAGUGACUAAGAAGCCUUCCAUACUUUUGGCUGUUUUGAACAAUUUCUUGGACAUUCCUGAGACGCGUCUUUUUUCUGGGGAAAACACCAACCUGACUUUGACCGUUUCGGAUGGAAAGACGACCCUGACUGCGGAAUUUCUUUCAAAUGGUAUCAUCGCUUUAAUUAGCGGUCUUAGUUUUACCGUUCUGAGUUUGGUUGCUGGUUUGGUGUGGCACUGCUUGCGCAAAAAGCCCAAUGACACUAAUGUUGAAUCAGGGGUAAAAAUAGAAGAAAUAGAAAUGCAAGAUCUGUCUAAACCCAAAACAUUUGAUGAAAUUCACUCUUCCUCUGUCUCUGAAGACUCUACUAGUGGAUUUGCAACUAUUCGUUCCAGAAUUCCUAAAUUGACGACUUUCAAACCAAGCUUGGUUCCAGCCAUUGCUGAGGAUGCUGGAAGCACUGGGGAGGCUAGUUCAGCAUAUUUUUGGGUUGGCAUGACUCUUAAUUGCAUGGCUUGCUGGUGUUUCCCUGUUUGUUUCGCUUUUGCUCAGGCUUGGUUCCAGCCAUUGCUGAGGAUGCUGGAAGCACUGGGGAGGCUAGUUCAGCAUUCGGAAGUGCAAGUGCCGGACCUUCUCUCAUCACCUGUUCCAGUACCGAUGAAUCCGCCAUUGUCCCCUUCACCACUGCUAUCGUUAGAUGAAGAGCUGGGCAACACUGAAGACACUCAAGACAAUGAAGCGUUAGAUGUCAGUGUUGAUGACUUUGUUUCUGUCGCGACGCCGAUGAAUCCGCCAUUGUCCCCUUCACCACUGCUAUCGUUGGAUGAAGAGCUGGGCAACACUGAAGACACUCAAGACAAUGAAGCAUUAGAUGUCAGUGUUGAUGACUUUGUUUCUGUCGCGAAUAUCUUGACAAAAAUGUCUCUGCGUGUCCUGGUGCUGGUCCUCUUGAUGGUGGCUGAUCCUGACCUUGUUGACGGGAAGUGUUCGGUCCAAGAUGGCCGCUUAGAAUGUACGGAUGCUUGCUCAUCGGACGUUGCUCAAGCGGCAGCGUUCGAUGACUCGUUUGUGAUGACCGGCGGUGUUUUGGACUUGAGCUGCCUCGAUUACUUCAACAUCAAGAGGGUGGAAUUGUUGGAGCCAAUUCAAUGUGAAGGUGACAUCCCUAUUGGGGUCAUCAAUCCUCCAUCUUUCUGUCGAGGGAGUGAAUGGGAUGAAAGUAUUCCGGAUAUCCCGUUGACGGAUGGUGAGGUUGCUUUCACAACUGCGGCUAUCCCCUCCACGACCUCUCUUCCGCUAUCUUCUUCCGUAUCUUCGGCAGCAACAUCUGCCGUUCCUGUCAUCAUUUCUACUUUGGCUGCGAAAGAACAAGUGACUAAGAAGCCUUCCAUACUCUUGGCUGUUCUAAACAAUUUCUCGGACAUUCCUGAGACGCGUCUUUUUUCGGGGGAAAAUACGAACCUGACUUUGACCGUUUCGGAUGGGAAAACGACCCUGACUGCGGAAUUUCUUUCAAACGGUAUCAUUGCUUUAAUUAGCGGUCUCAGUUUUACCGUUCUGAGUUUGGUCGCUGGUUUGGUGUGGCACUGCUUGCGCAAAAAGGCUUGGUUCCAGCCAUUGCUGAGGAUGCUGGAAGCACUGGGGAGGCUAGCUCAGCAUUUGGAAGUGCAAGUGCCGGACCUUCUCGCAUCACCUGUUCCAGUGCCGAUGAAUCCACCAUUGUCCCCUUCACAACUGCUAUCGUUGGAUGAAGAGCUGGGCAACACUGAAGACACUCAAGACAAUGAAGCGUUAGAUGUCAGUGUUGAUGACUUUGUUUCUGUCGCGAGUGAAUAA